Messenger RNA from Apis florea (little honeybee), 1796 nucleotides. It is a transcript of the gene Rfwd3, whose product is annotated as ring finger and WD repeat domain 3. NCBI's taxonomy places the organism in Eukaryota, Metazoa, Arthropoda, Insecta, Hymenoptera, Apidae. Gene Ontology annotation, molecular function: protein binding; ubiquitin-protein transferase activity. The record is from RefSeq and is a predicted model, not a curated record. Gene Ontology annotation, cellular component: nucleus. Gene Ontology annotation, biological process: protein ubiquitination; interstrand cross-link repair.
UAUUUGAUUUGUUAUAUUUGAUUCGCAGAACGGAUCUAAUGAACAUAAAUAUAAAACGAAAAUUCUUAUUUGUUUAAAAUUUUAGUUAUUUUAAUAAUACAACAUGUAUAUUUAUAAAUGUAUUCAUAAAUAGCAAUUAAUAAUUUAAAUGUCUGUAAAAUGGAGGUUAUGGAUUACGAAGAAGCGGUACAAAUGGAUGAUGUAGCAAAUUAUUCAGAAGAAUCUGAUAAUAAUGAUAAUGCUAACAACAAUUUAGAAAGUGAAAUUCAAACGGAAGACACAAAAGGUAAUGACGAAACUGAAUCGAGAAUAAAGAAGAUAAAAGAAACAAUUUUGGAUGAAUCUGAGGUUGAUUCUGACCAAUCUUGCCCAAUAUGCAUGGAUUUAUGGACUAGUUCUGGGGAUCAUCGUUUGUGUUGUUUACGAUGUGGACAUUUGUUUGGACAUAGUUGCAUUUUAAGAUGGUUACAAAAUUCUUGCACUAGUGCGAAUCGUCGUUGUCCACAAUGUAAUAGAAAAGCUGCUGUAAAAGAUAUCAGAAUGCUGUAUGCCAAAAAAUUGACAUCGAUAGAUACUACGGAAUUAGAUAAAUUGAAAGAACGAUUAAAUAGUGUUACUACUGAGAAAAAUCGUAUAGAAAUAGAACUUUCAAAAUAUAAUCUAAGAGAAAAAUUAUUUGAACAACAAAUUGCUAGUAUGAAAAAUCGGAUUUCCGAGUUAGAAAAUCAGCAAUCGGAAGUAACUGUUCAUUCGUGUCAAAAUAUUUCUAAACAUACGAUCAAGAAGUUCCAUUUAGAUCGAUCUAUAGAGAUAUGUAAGGAAGGUGGUUGCCGAGUAUUAGAUUACAAUUCAUGGUUUGGAUUCCUAGUUGUAUCUCAGAAGUCAACAAAUACAUUAUUUUCGGGUUAUGGUAUUAAAAAAAUUGAUUCUGAUAAAUUUCAACCACGUCAAUUUAUUUUUCUACAUAACCAAGCUAUAAGAGAUGUUACUUUUAAUGCAACUCAACAAUCAUUAUUGCUCAGCGUUGGUUUUGAUAAAUGUGCAAAAUUAAUGGAUAUUCAGAAUCAUAUUAUCGUGCAUGCUUAUCAAACAGAAUCACCACUGUGGAGUUGCUGUUGGUCAGGCGAUAAUUCAAACAUAUUUUUUGUGGGUGCACAAAAUGGAUCUAUAACACAAUUUGAUAUUAGACAAACUUCUGGUGCUAUUGAAACUUUGGAUAAUCCAGGUGACAGAUCACCGGUAGUUUCCUUAGCGACAGUAUCUUCUAAUCCUGGUAGCGGUAUUAGCAGGGGUGGAUUCAUAGCGUGUCGUUUGAACACAUGUUAUGCUUAUGAACAAAAAGAUUCAAAAUAUACACCUAAACAAAUAUUUCUUGAAGGUCCAUUUGUAUCUGUAUGUUAUGAUAAAAAGAAUAAUCAUGCUUUAAUAUCUUCCCGACCAAAUGUUAGACAACCUCAUGCGAGACACAUAGUAUGUACCAUAGAAAAAGGCAAUGAUGAAUCAACAAUUUGUAAUGUAAUACACACAUUUCAUGCUGGUAAUUCUCAACAAUUAUUGUCCCGACCAUGUUACAUAAAUAUUGAAAAUGAUACGUUAGUUGCUGCGCAUCAAGAAUCUACUAGUUGUAUAUCGUUAUGGAGUAUAUCUACUGGAAAACAAGUAAAUAGUAUCCCUGUUUCUGAUCCUGUAGUAGAUAUGUGUACGGUUGACAUUAAUAGCCAUUUAUUUUUGACAACGCUUUCUUCAAAAAAAGUUAGAAUUUAUAAUCAUGGAUAAUUAUUAUUGGUAAAUAGAAA